Messenger RNA from Bombina bombina (fire-bellied toad), 858 nucleotides. RefSeq names its product scratch family transcriptional repressor 2 (gene SCRT2). The transcript is spliced from 2 exons. Bases 1 to 858 code for a protein of 285 amino acids. NCBI's taxonomy places the organism in Eukaryota, Metazoa, Chordata, Amphibia, Anura, Bombinatoridae. Gene Ontology annotation, biological process: regulation of DNA-templated transcription. Gene Ontology annotation, molecular function: DNA-binding transcription factor activity, RNA polymerase II-specific; RNA polymerase II cis-regulatory region sequence-specific DNA binding. The record is from RefSeq and is a predicted model, not a curated record.
AUGCCACGUUCGUUUUUAGUAAAGAAGAUAAAAUUAGAUGACUUUUCAUCCAGUGGGAUUUCAGCUUCAAAUUAUCAUCACUUUGAUGAUCCAUGCGUCCUGGGCCAGUCUCUCUCCAGCACUGUUGGAACCCUGACAGUCCCUGUAACCGAAAAUGGUUACAUAGAACACUGCAUAACCUCUUCCAGCUACAAGACUGAAAAAAAGCGAAGUUCUAAAUUUUUGCCUUCAGACCCAGACUAUACUCCAGCACACGAUGAUUACAGCGAGCCAGACAGCCCACAAUCCAGUCUUUCUGCUGGAUACUUUAGUGGAGAAGCUGCAGUUACAGACAGCUACUCUAUGGAUGCUUUUUUUAUCACAGAUGGCCGUUCGAGAAGGCGCAGUGAAAGUCGUGGAAGUCAGCGCCACACAUGCAAUGAGUGUGGGAAGACCUACGCCACCUCCUCCAACCUCAGUCGGCACAAGCAAACUCAUAGGAGCCUAGACAGUAAAAUGGCAAGGAAAUGCGAAACAUGUGGCAAAACAUACGUGUCAAUGCCAGCUUUGGCUAUGCAUCUACUGACUCACAACCUCAAACACAAGUGUGACGUUUGCGGAAAGGCUUUCAGUCGACCAUGGCUUCUACAGGGCCACAUGCGUUCCCACACGGGCGAGAAGCCUUUUGGCUGUGCUCACUGUGGAAAAGCCUUUGCAGACCGCUCCAAUCUCCGUGCACACAUGCAAACGCACUCAGCCUUUAAGCACUACAAGUGCAAACGUUGUGAGAAAACAUUUGCACUCAAGUCAUAUCUUAACAAGCAUUACGAAUCAGCCUGCUUCAAAGGCUCAGAGCAUGAGUGUGUUGUGCAGAGUUAA